Molecule: messenger RNA, 174 nt
Organism: Dovyalis caffra
Lineage: Eukaryota; Viridiplantae; Streptophyta; Magnoliopsida; Malpighiales; Salicaceae
Source: the annotation of a GenBank genome assembly
AUGGAGGGGCAGAGGCGUAAAAGGAUUGAGAAGGAGUUGAAAGACAUUACAGAGGACAGUUCACCAAAAUAUUUCAGUGCAGGUAAGGAGAAGAAGUACGAAUGGGAAGCCACAAUUUAUGGGUCACCAGACAACCUAUAUGAAGGGGGAGAUCCAUUUGAAGAUGAAGAUUGA